CUGGGAAAUUUCUAGGGCACUCAAUUUUGGAAUUGUACAAAUGGUGAACGCACUGUAUAGUGAGUAGUGAAGGAAUUGACACAGCAACCAAUUAAUCUAGCUGGAACAGCCGCCAUUUGGGAUGCUUUCAAUGACUUCAUAAUAAAGUUGUAAAUAGGAACAUCCAGUUUAAAACAGUAAAAAAAAAAAAAAUCGAGUUCUUGGUAAAAAUCAAACAAUAGGAUAUAAGACAAAAAGGCUCACUUAUAAAUUAUUCUACUGUUGAUUUAUUAUACCUAUGUGAAGAUUUCUGUAUAAAAAGUUUUGGUGUACAGAGUUUAAACGCACGAACAGACCUUGAACGCACCGCGCUCAGCACUAACUUCCGGUUCGUCGGAAAGUGUCGAUACAGUCUAUGGUCCGAACAUGUCCGCGUUGGUACGAAGGGUCGCGGCUCUGUCCGGAGCGUCCGCCGUUGGACUCGGAGCAUACGGAGCUCACGCUUUAUGAAACGGCCAACAAGUACCAUUUCUACCACAGCCUGGCCCUGCUGGGAGCCGCCCACUGCGGCAAACCCAUUGUGGCGGGAACCCUGCUAAUUGCAGGCAUGGGGAUGUUCUGCGGCCCUCUGUACCACCAGGCCCUCACAAAGGACCCCAGCCUGAGCAAGCUGGCUCCCAUGGGUGGGAUGGCGAUGAUCGCCGGCUGGCUCGCCAUGAUUCUCUGAAGUGUGACAGCUCGCAUCGUCUCCACGGGGCCAGCACGUGACACUAAGCUGUCAGACUUCUUAUGGAUGAAUUGGACAGCUGUAGCAGCAGCAGCAGCAGUUUUCUGAAGGGUAGAGCUGAGUUAUAAUGCCAACCGUCCAACUGCUGCCUGUCUCUGGGAAACGGAUGUCAGGAGGGGAUAAGGUCACAAAAGGAAUAUUACUCUUCUGCCAUUGCUGUCUGUUUAUGAUGGGCGCUCUUUGACGUCUGCGUUUUAUUGAAAAUGAACGUAGAUUGUUAUUUUUAACUUGAAGAUAUUUUAAUAGUUUUUUUUUUUUUUUUUUUUUUGAAAGGCGGACUCAUCUGGGCUUAAAGUGGAGAUAAAAAGUUUGGAUCAAUCUGUGCUCUUCAGGAUUAUUAUUUUUUUAUUUAUAAAUACAAAGUGAGAUAAAAUCAAAUCAAAAUUAUACAUUUUUUUGUUCUUUUUGCUUGUUUAGUUAAUGUUUAGAAUUCAUAAAUGUGUGAAUAAACCUACUUGUACUUGUAAAAA
Oryzias melastigma (Indian medaka) is the source of this 1236-nucleotide messenger RNA. It is a transcript of the gene tmem256, whose product is annotated as transmembrane protein 256. Bases 395 to 706 code for a protein of 103 amino acids. NCBI's taxonomy places the organism in Eukaryota, Metazoa, Chordata, Actinopteri, Beloniformes, Adrianichthyidae. The record is from RefSeq and is a predicted model, not a curated record. The transcript is spliced from 3 exons.